AUGGCCACCGGCGAGUGGGCAGAGGACGACAACAGAGUCGACGUCUACGCACUAUUCAUUCUGGAAGAUGAUAUUCCAAAAUCUAUAAUCGACGAAGUCCUAACAAAAAACGCUGAUGCAUUGCACCAGUGCUUCUUCCUGUGGCUAGCCGACAGCUAUCAGAAUCUGCCCGCCAUUACUGAGGAGAGAACUAUGGCGACAAAGCCUCCAAUUGAUCCUGGAUGGACCUCGCCAUUCUUGGGCAAGACAUUGGAAGAGGCGGCGGAGUUUGUCAAGAACGCUCCGAAGCCGCUGUGUCAGGUUUUUUUUCGCGGUUUUGGAGAGAGAACAUUAUGA
This is a messenger RNA of Zasmidium cellare ATCC 36951, 336 nucleotides long. RefSeq lists its product as uncharacterized. Lineage: Eukaryota; Fungi; Ascomycota; Dothideomycetes; Mycosphaerellales; Mycosphaerellaceae. The record is from RefSeq and is a predicted model, not a curated record. The coding region runs from base 1 to 336 and encodes 111 amino acids. The transcript is spliced from 2 exons.